AUGGAGAAAGCCCAGAAGGCCGUUGACUCUGUAGUCGAUGGCGUCAAAAACGUCGCCAUUGGCGAGAAGAAGCAGAAGCAGAAAGCAGCCAAAAACAAGUCUGCCAGUAAAGCGGAUGGAGGAGAUGCUGGACCCCUCGAGCUGAGCCCUCAGCCCCAAUUCCUCACGGAACGCCUCGAACUAUUUGCAAAAUUAAAAGUAAAGUUCGACGAAGAGAUCGCUGCGAAACCUCGGGAACCCAUACAGAUUACACUUCACGACGGAAGCAUCAAGGCCGGAACCUCUUGGGUUACGACGCCUGCGGAAAUCGCGAAAGCCAUCUCGAACAGUCUCUUCAAGCGCACAGUUGUCGCAAGACUCAAUGGAAGUAAUGAUCAACUGUGGGACCUCGAACGCCCGCUUGAGGCAAGCUGCAAACUGGAACUACUUUCAUUUGACGAUGAGCAGGGAAAGAAAGUGUUCUGGCACUCAUCGGCACAUAUCCUUGGUGAGGCGUCAGAGAGACGGUUCGGCUGUAGUCUUUGUAUUGGCCCUCCCAUUGAGGGCGGGUUUUACUACGAGAUGGGUCUACCAGAUGGGGCUGCUGUUGCACAGUCAGAUUGGAAGCCGCUUGAGACACUGGUUAGCCAGAUUGUCAAAGAGAAGCAACCGUUUGAAAGACUUGUGCUUUCAAAAAAUGACCUGUUGGAGAUGUUCAGUUAUAACAAAUAUAAGCAGCACAUCAUCAAGGACAAGAUUAAGGACGGCGAAUUUACCACCGUAUACCGCAAUGGACCUCUUAUCGAUUUGUGUAGAGGCCCUCACGUGCCCAACACUGGUAGAAUCGAGACUUUUGCAAUCAUGAAGAACUCGGCGUCUUAUUUCCUGGGAAACAAGGACAAUGACUCCCUUCAGCGUAUCUAUGGUGUCUCAUUCCCAGAUAAAAAGCAAAUGGCAGAGCAUAAGAAGUUCUUGGAAGAAGCAGCGAAGCGAGAUCAUCGAAAGAUUGGUAGAGACCAGGAGCUCUUCUUCUUCCAUGAUAUGUCACCUGGUUCGGCCAUGUGGCUACCUCAUGGUACCCGUAUUUACAACACCAUCAUGGCUUUCCUCCGGGAGCAAUACUGGAAGCGUGGCUACAAUGAGGUGAUUACACCUAACAUGUAUAAUUCGGAACUGUGGAAGACUUCUGGUCACUGGAACUACUACAAGGACGACAUGUUUACCUUCGAUGUCGAGAAGGACACAUUUGCGCUAAAGCCUAUGAAUUGCCCGGGACAUUGCCUGAUGUUUGAUCACCGCGAGAGAAGUCACCGAGAGUUGCCGUGGAGAGUCGCUGAUUUCGGUGUACUUCAUCGCAAUGAAGCUUCUGGUGCUUUGUCUGGCCUCACCCGUGUGCGUAGGUUCCAGCAGGAUGAUGCACACAUUUUUUGCAGAGAGGAACAAAUCAAGGAAGAGAUUACCGAUAUUUUUGAUUUUCUUCAAACAGUCUACGGUCUGCUUGGUUUCACAUUCAGGAUGAAGCUCUCUACACGGCCAGAGAAGUUCAUGGGAAAGCUCGAGACUUGGGAUAUGGCAGAAGGAAAGCUCCGAUCAGCGUUGGAUGAGUUUUGCGAAGGUGGUACCCCUUGGGAGUUGAACGAGGGUGAUGGGGCAUUCUAUGGGCCAAAGAUUGACAUCACUAUCUCCGAUUGCUUGAAACGGGAAUGGCAGUGUGCUACAAUUCAACUCGACUUUCAGUUGCCGCAGAACUUUGGUCUUGAGUACAUGACUUCAGAAAUGGUCACGAAGCCAAAGGAAGAUGCCGAGGCGCCAGUUGCGAAGGCCAAGGCGGAAGAGCCCAAGAAAACCGAAGUAGAAGGCGCGGUCAAGGAGAGGGUGAUCAAGCCUCUUACUCCAGGCUGUGCCCGGCCAGUCAUGAUCCACCGUGCCAUUGCAGGAAGUAUCGAGCGAUUCACAGCCAUCUUGACGGAGCACUUUGCAGGAAAAUGGCCCUUCUGGCUCAGCCCUCGACAAAUCCUUGUAAUUCCAGUCGGCGUGGGUUUCUAUGACUACGGAAAGGAGGUGCAGGCUAUCUUCAAGGAGCAGCACAUGUUUAUUGAUAUCGAUCUCAGCGGCAAUACGCUCCAGAAGAAGAUCCGUACUGGCCAAUUGUCACAAUACAACUUCAUAUUCGUUGUCGGUGAUCAGGAGAUGAAUGGACGAGAAGUCAAUAUCCGAUACCGUGACGACACUUCGACACAGGAUCGAGGCAAGCCAGUUCCGUUGCAAGAGGCUACUACGAAGCUCGUUGCACUGCGUGAUGGGCGGGGAUCGGGGAGUCCGUUUUGA
Molecule: messenger RNA, 2307 nt
Organism: Lachnellula hyalina
Lineage: Eukaryota; Fungi; Ascomycota; Leotiomycetes; Helotiales; Lachnaceae
Gene: ths1
Product: Threonine--tRNA ligase, cytoplasmic
Exons: 3
Coding region: 1-2307 (768 amino acids)
Biological process (GO): threonyl-tRNA aminoacylation
Cellular component (GO): cytoplasm
Molecular function (GO): threonine-tRNA ligase activity; ATP binding
Source: RefSeq, a predicted model, not a curated record